Plectropomus leopardus (leopard coralgrouper) is the source of this 2319-nucleotide messenger RNA. Its product is annotated as transmembrane and coiled-coil domain protein 3-like. Gene Ontology annotation, cellular component: endomembrane system. The record is from RefSeq and is a predicted model, not a curated record. Lineage: Eukaryota; Metazoa; Chordata; Actinopteri; Perciformes; Serranidae.
UCACACUUUUGUAUGUUGAAGAGGGCACUCAAAAUGUGUGUGUGUGAGUGUGUUUACGGGAGUGUGUGUAAGAAAGAGGCAGAGAAACGGGACUCAACAUGGAAACGAGACUAGGCGUGAGUUGUAAACUCGUCCGGGACUUGAACUGAAGCACCAGCAGCUCCUAACUGACCACCAACACGGGAUUAUUAUGCCCAGCGCCAACGUGUCCGUGCGAAGUUUAUCUGAAGUGGAGAAAUACCUCAGCAGCCGGAUGGACCGGAGUACUGAGGGCAGUUUCCUGAGCAUCUCUGGGUCGAUGCGUCGGGGUUCCUCAGAGAACAAUCUGGACCUUGAUCUGAGUGAUGGAAGUCCUGGUCCUGCUCUGGCCUUCGAGGUCCAGCGUAGUCGUUCUUGCUUGGACAACCUCCAGCAGAAGAUACUGAAAGUCACGGAACAGCUGAAGAUUGAGCAGACGGUCAGGGACGAGAACGUAGCCGAGUACCUUAAGCUGGUAAACAGCGCGGACAAGCUUCAAGUGGGACGCAUCAAGCAGGUGUUUGAGAAGAAGAACCAGAAGUCGGCUCAAAACAUCGCCCAGAUGCAAAAGAAGCUGGAGCAGUACCAUCGAAAGAUGAAAGACAGUGAAAUCCACCACAGCCCAUUGCCUCACCCGUCAACUACACACAAACACAGCACCAUACCCAGGGAGUCUCCCAGAGAGCUGCUGAGGGACAUGACCGGCAGUGGACGACACCCUACCAUGGACAAGAUCAAGACCAUCGGCCCAGGCGUGUCCCUCUCCCCUCCUUUCUUCUUCAGCAAGCCCCGAGAGUUCGCCAACCUUAUCAGGAACAAGUUUGGCAGUGCUGACAACAUCGCCCACCUCAAGACUACUCUGGAUGCUUCCUCGCCGCUGCCCACUGACAGUGCAGGAAAGGGGCUGAGUAGCAGCACCUCUCUGGUGGGCAAGCCCAAGUAUCCCAGUGAUGACGAGUGCUCCUCAGGGAGUGCCUCCAUAUCAGCAGACAGUAAUGGGCACCCAGUGGGAGGAGGAGUGUCAGCGGGGCAGACGCCGGGCCAGCAGGCCGGGGGGGACGCCCAGAGCAGACUGGCUCUGACCCUGGAGGAGGUGAGGGAGAUCAAAGAAGCCCAGAGCCAGCUGGAGGAGGAUAUGGAGGAGAUAAAGGCUCAGUUCAAGAGAGAGUAUGGCAUCAUCAGCCAAACACUGCAGGAGGAGAGAUACAGGUACGAGCGUUUGGAAGACCAACUAAAUGACUUGACAGAGCUUCACCAGCAUGAGAUGACUAAUCUGAAGCAGGAACUGGCCAGCAUCGAAGAGAGGGUGGCCUACCAGGCUCACGAAAGGGCCCGGGACAUACAGGAGGCUCUGGAGUCGUGUCAGACGCGAGUGUCCAAGCUUGAGCUCCAGCAGCAGCAGCAGCAGACGGUCCAGCUCGAGAGCCGUGACGCCCGAGUUCUGCUGGGAAAGAGCAUCAACAUCAUGCUGGCCAUCAUUACCGUCAUCCUGGUGUGCGUCUCCACCGCUGCCAAGUUUGCCGCUCCACUGAUGAGGAGCCGGCACCAUGUGGUAGCUACCUUCCUGGGAGUUUGUUUUUUGACCAUUUUUUGGAAGAACUGGGACCGUUUACAGUACGCCAUAGACAGGUUGCUGGUGCCUGCCUGAAAGUAAAAAGAGUGCACACUGAAAGUAACACUGCAGAAACAUGGACGCUGUCAGGAUAGGACUGUCUGUGAGGAUUGGUUGUACAAUCGUCAGAAGACACGAUCACCUUGCAUUUACACAGGUCACUGUUUUUUUAAGGUCCAACCGAAAUGAUUUUUUUCUCGUCUAGAACUUGAAUGUGUGUUGCUAACAUUUUUUUGUUUAACCUUUAAAAUAAUAUUUAUAUAACAGUAAAUUUUGUUAGCUCUUUAAGGAUUGCUAUGAAAUCAUCACAAGACGAGGAUCAAGAAGGGUGGACAGAAGUGCACACAAGACUAAUCUUUCCCCAUGUUUUUGGGGAAAAUAAUCAGUAGAUAAGGUGAAAUUUGGAAAAUGAUUAUUCUCUCUCAUUUUGCUUCAGCUCAAUUUAAACAUCCCUCAGACUGUUGAAAAUCUGCACACACAAACAAAACCUCAAGCUUGGCAUCUUGCUGGCCACAGUUAUGAAAUGCUAAAGUCACCCUCAGAGGGAUAGUUGCACAUUUUGGUAAAUAUGCUGAUUUGUUCUCUUACCAAAUAACCCAAUUGCCAGAGUAAGUGUUGGCAUUGUGCAUUUAUGCAAACCACGGAUAUGUAAAAUCUCUGGGUUAUUAUGUAGCAGAUAUGUUGAAACU